AUGGACUAUGCUUACAGGGUUCUUAAAAAUAUGAAGUAUUUCUACAACACCAUCAAUCCAGCCACGCUUUCAGGUGCGAUUGAUGUUAUUGUGGUGGAACAACCUGACGGAGAACUGAAAUCCACUCCUUUUCACGUUAGAUUUGGGAAAUAUGGGGUUUUCAGCUAUAGCAACAAGUAUGUUGAUAUCCAAGUCAAUGGUGAAGAGAUCGACCUGAAAAUGAAGCUGGGUGAGAGUGGCGUCGCCUUUUUCGUUGAAGAAGCAGAUAGUCAUCAAGUUCCAUCUUACAUGCUGACAUCACCAUUGCCGGAGCCAGGAGGAUCGCAACUGCAGUCUACUGAUCAAGUGUUAACAGAAAGUGCAAAGAUUCUGUGCGAAAAUCCUACUGUAGGAAGUAAUGAGCGAGUAAAGAAAACAGCAAGAGAUGGUAGUCCUGAAGCAGUACGGAUACCAGAAUUCCAACAGCAAUCAUUAUUAGAAGUUCAACAGAGGAAAAGGAACUUACCGUUCAAUUCUUCAGUUUUCAGUCGGCUUUUUUUAAAGAAUGAGUCGGAUUCGGAAGAAUCAACGUUUUCAUCGAGUCCGGUACAUUCAUUACUCGAUCCACGUGAUGUCGACCGUAUUGCGGACGGUGCUUUAUCCGACUCAGAAGUGGAUCGACACCGUAACACUCCAGAGCCUCAUGCAAAUGACGUCACUGACUGGAAAUGGGGUCAGUUACCCGAAACAAGAGUGGAUAAACUAAAGCAAGAACAAGGAAAGGCAGCGGGUGAAACGUCGAGUUGGAUAUGGUUCCCUUGGGGAACUCGCUCAUCGCCUGCACCGGCUGCGCCUGCUGUGGAAGAAGGCAUUUCUCUUGAUGAACUCUUCAGUCCUACUUCUGCAUCUGAUCCUUCGAAAUUUGAAAAAUAUUUGGGAAAGGCUGGGAGUACAGCCCCUUUGAGUGAAGAUGAGCUUGAAGAUGUUCAAUCUAGUCGUUCAUAUAUGUUAUCACUUCGUCUUUCUUCUGAAAAACUUAGAAGUCUUGGUUUGGUGUAUGGAGCAAAUGAAUGUCGGUUUAGCAUCACUACUAAGUUUCAGGGAACAUCAUGGUGUAGUUGUAACAUAUACUUAUACAAGUGGUACGAACGGAUUGUGAUCUCCGACAUCGAUGGAACUAUAACUAAAAGUGAUGUACUUGGCCACGUUAUUCCAGCUAUCGGUGGCACAUGGGCACAUGCUGGCGUAGCUGAGUUGUACACCAGAAUAAAGAAUAAUGGAUAUAAGAUGGUGUAUCUGUCUUCUCGUGCUAUUGGGCAGAGUCACACAACGAAGCAGUACUUGAAGAGCAUUGCUCAGGACAGCAAGCAACUUCCAGAUGGUCCCGUAUUGCUAUCCCCGACCAGCGUCCUGGUUGCAUUUAGAAGAGAAGUGAUUGAAAGACGACCGGAAGAAUUCAAAAUCGCUGCAUUAUCCGAUCUGAAGAAACUCUUCCCUGUGAAGCAACCAUUUUUUGCAGGAUUCGGCAAUCGAGAAACUGAUGUGACCACCUAUCUUGCAGUGGGUAUCAUGCCUGCUCGGAUUCUUAUCAUCGAUCCGUCUGGUCGUGUACGUCGGUCGGAUUCUGUCGGAUACGUCAGCAAUUAUUCGUCAAUGGCUACUGAGACGGUCGAUUAUCUGUUCCCACCACUUAUGAAGAUGAAGACCUCCCAGCUACGAUAA
This is a messenger RNA of Angiostrongylus costaricensis, 1701 nucleotides long. NCBI's taxonomy places the organism in Eukaryota, Metazoa, Nematoda, Chromadorea, Rhabditida, Metastrongylidae. The record is from the annotation of a GenBank genome assembly.